Molecule: messenger RNA, 4260 nt
Organism: Cololabis saira (Pacific saury)
Lineage: Eukaryota; Metazoa; Chordata; Actinopteri; Beloniformes; Belonidae
Gene: slitrk2
Product: SLIT and NTRK-like family, member 2
Exons: 1
Coding region: 786-3530 (914 amino acids)
Biological process (GO): axonogenesis; positive regulation of synapse assembly; regulation of presynapse assembly
Cellular component (GO): glutamatergic synapse; membrane
Molecular function (GO): protein binding
Source: RefSeq, a predicted model, not a curated record
UCAGGAGGAGAACCGAUCUCUGGAGUUAUGCCUGGGCUCCGGAAACGUACAGCUCCCCUCUCCCCCGUCACCCUCCUGCUUUUUUCCCUCUCCCUGGCUUGACUUCACCUCUCUUUGGCUCUAAAGGGGAGAGACGAUCAGCUGAGCUGGGGCGUGCGUUAUGGUGCGCCUUUGCGCAUUAUUCCCGGACCUUUAAGAGAGUAUUUUUCCCUCUUUUUUUUGCAAUUUUCCUUGCACUAAAAUGAUGCAGGCUUGUGUUUGUGGACAGGAUGAGAGGGCAGGUUUUCCAGCCCGCGUCUCCUCCUGAGUCUCUGCGUGAAGGCGCUGAAUAAAUCGGGGCUGGCUGGAAAGGAAGAAAGAAAGAAAGGGGGGGAUUGCAGUAAGAAGCUUUUUUUUUUUCUCUCAGCAAUUCUUCUGUCAAUGUGCCAGUUCAAUCAGCUACGCAGAGUCUCACUGAUUUGAGCCGGUUCGACUUAUUUUUUCUUCUCAAGGACUGUUUGCUUUUCUACCCUUUUAGGAUUUUUUUGACAUUUGGGAGGAUCAAAGUGGAAUCCCUGUGCAUCAUGGUCCCUUUUUAGUGCCACAUACCGGUGGUGUGCGUUUGAGCUUGUGUGUUUGUGUUUAUGUGUGAGUGAAUGAAUGCUUCUACCCCCCCUCGCCCCCCGCUCCCCCUCCCAGCCCCGCAGUGAGAACUCACUCCCUCCUUUUUCUCCCAUCCUGCCGAGGCUCCUGCUGCACAGUUAAAUGCUGGAUCUAUAUUUCAACGACCUUUUUCGCCUGUAAAAAUGCUGAGUGGCAUCCUGCUUCUGAGCGUUCUCACGGUCACCAGCCUGUCGCCGUCGGAAACGGAGAGCCGCAAAACUUCAGCCUUCAAAGACAUCUGCAAGGCGCGCUGCGCCUGCGAGGAACGGGAGAACAUCAUGAACAUCAACUGCGAGAGCAAAGGAUUUACCAGCGUCAGCCAGUUCCAGGCACCCCCCAACAAAAUCUCCCAGCUCUUUUUGAACGGUAACUUUCUGUCACGGCUCGGUGCCAACGAGUUUGUCAAUUACGGCAAUGUCACCUCGCUGCACCUGGGGAAUAACGGCUUGCAGGAGAUCAGGACCGGAGCCUUUAACGGCCUCCGCUCGCUGAAGCGGCUCCAUUUAAACAACAACAACUUGGAAAUGAUUAAAGAGGACACGUUUGCAGGACUGGAGAGUUUGGAGUAUUUACAAGCGGACUAUAAUUACAUCAGCACCAUCGAGCCGGGCGCUUUUAGCAAGCUGAACAAACUCAAAGUGUUGAUCCUCAACGACAACCUGCUGUUGUCUCUGCCGCCAAACAUUUUCCGCUUUGUCCUCCUCACUCAUUUGGAUUUACGUGGCAACCGGCUGAAGAUGCUGCCGUUUGCUGGUGUUCUGGAGCACAUUGGUGGGAUCAUGGAGAUCCAGCUGGAGGAGAACCCCUGGAACUGCACCUGCGACCUCAUCCCCCUCAAGUCCUGGCUGGACACCAUCUCUGUGUUUGUGGGGGACAUAGUGUGUGAGACGCCGUUCAGGCUGCAUGGGAAAGACAUCACGCAGCUGAUCAAGCAGGACCUGUGCCCCCGCAGGAACGCAGGGGAGCGUCUCCACAGCCCCUCCGACUCCCACUUCCAGGGGGCCCUGCCCCCCACCUACUACCCGGGCAAUGUCAACCCCACUCGCGCUCCCAAAGCUUCUCGUCCGCCCAAAAUGCGCUACAGGACCACCCCUCGGGUUUCCAAGGACAGGCACGUCUUUGGGCCCAUCAUGGUCUACCAGACGCGCUCCCCCGUCCCCAUGCUGUGUCCCAGCGUGUGCGUUUGCACGUCACAGAACCCGGACAGCGGGCUCAACAUCAACUGUCAGGAGAGGAAGCUGCACAACAUCAGCGAGCUCAACCCCAAGCCCUCCUACCCAAAGAAGCUCCACUUGACCGGGAACUAUUUACAAGUGGUUUACAGAAAGGAUCUGACUGAGUAUAGCUCACUGGAGCUGCUGCAUUUAGGGAAUAACAGGAUUGCAAGGAUUCAGGAAGGCGCUUUUGAGAAUCUCACAAACCUCAGACGGCUCUACCUGAAUGGGAAUUACAUCGAGUCGCUUUCUCAGUCUCUGUUCGCAGGCCUGCAGUCACUGCAGUAUCUGUAUUUGGAAUAUAACAUCAUCAAAGAGAUUUCGCCACAGACAUUUAAUUCCCUGCAAAACCUCCAACUGCUUUUUCUUAACAACAAUCUGCUGAGGUCGCUUCCUGACAAUGUUUUUGGGGCCACCAUGCUGACGCGGCUCAACCUUAGGAACAAUCACUUCUCCCACCUGCCGGUGCGGGGGGUUCUGGACCAGCUGUCGGCCUUCAUCCAGAUCGACCUGCAGGAGAACCCCUGGGACUGCACCUGCAACAUCGUGGCACUCAAGAACUGGAUGGAGCUUUCCAGCACUAGCGUGGUGGUGAAUGAGAUCACGUGUGAUUCGCCCUCUAAGCACGCAGGGCGUCUGCUGCGGUCGCUCCGUAACGAGGCGAUCUGCCCCGAGCCAAGCAACGCCUCCCCAUCCCAGUACACCCCGCCUACUAAAGCCCUGACGUUAAUCAGUCCCAGCACUGAAGCCGCUACGCCGUUCUCUUCUUCUUCUGCUUCUUCUUCGUCUUCUUCUCGUUCUUCUCCUUCUCCUUCUUCUUCUUCUUCCUCUUCUUCUCUGUCUCUCUUAAGCUCUGUGGGCCCCACUGAAUCCCAGCUCUACGGUCCGGAGUUACACUCCGAAGUCCCGCUCUCGGUCCUGAUCCUGGGGCUGCUGGUGGUUUUUAUCCUGUCCGUCUGCUUCGGCGCGGGCCUCUUCGUUUUCGUUCUCAAACGGCGCAAAGGGGUGGAGCACGUUCCCACCGGCGCCAACAACCUGGACCUCAACUCCUUCCAAGUGCAGUACGGCUCGUACGCCCCGGAACUGACCCGAGACAAAAGCUCCGAGACCCACGUGUAUAACUACAUCCCCCCGCCGGUGGGCUCCAUGUGCCAGAACCCCAUCUACAUCCAGAAAGACGGGGAACAGGUGGCGUAUUACCGCAACCUGAAGGAGCUCAGCUUCGGGCCCCUGGACGCAAAGAAGGACGACGUCCUGAGCCGCAGCCCGGGCACCUACACCAUCAACACGGUGGACUUUAUGGAUAAAUCCCCAACGCUGUGCGGGUUGGCCACGCCGGAGCCCCCGGAGAUGCUGUACCAGAACAUCGGGGAGAGGCCCAACAAAGAGCUGCCCAUGAGCGCGGGCGCCCCGCCGUUCACGUACAACUUUUGCACGUUACCUAAGAGACCCUGCAUCGUGCCCCCCUACGAGGCCGCCACGGCCCGGCGGCACGUCGCCAACCAGGACAGGCUGAACAAAACGGUGCUGUACGGGACCCCGAGGAAGUACUACGGGCUGGAACACCCUUCCAAAAACAACGAGCACCCUGCACUGCUGCUCCCCGGGAAGCUAAAGACAGAGCCCGACUACCUGGAGGUUCUGGAGAAACAGACUGCAAUGAGCCAACUGUAAAAUAGCAGCGUCGCUCGCAGGUUCUGUGCAGCAUUCAUAAUAAUCACAGAGUUACUGUAACAAUCUCUAUAUAUCCACCUUAUCUAUCUGUGUUCAAUCCCACAUGAUGAACUGGAGGUGAACUAAUGCUUUCAAUGAUCUUUUUCUCACGUCUUUUUCUUCUCUUUUUUCGUUUCAAGAUGUAUAAAAAGCAUAUAAGAAAUACAGUAUAUUAUUAUGCAGAAAUGAUAAACUAUUUCCUUUCUCUUUUGAAAAAUGAGAUUUUAAAAGACACACAGCAGUGUUUUCAUGAACCUGACCUUGUUUUUUGUUUCCCUGUAACAAAGAGAACAUAUGAAAUCAUUAUUCCUUGUAGACGAGCUACAGAUUGACAUUCCUGUACAUACUUUAGCCUACAGAGAUAAAUGGUGAGUGUUCAAGGGAAAUCUUAGAAACCCAACAUGCGGCAAAUUUCACUAAUCCAGAAAGUGCCUUUGCACUCCAAUAUUUUAUCAUUGACGCCCUCUGCAAAAUGGAAUUGUUCUUCUUGUUUUUCCUUUUUUGGUGGGAGAGUGAUGUACUUUAAUGGAUAAAAAAAUCUUUAUGUAAAAUAGAAGACUUAUUUGUCUGUUUAAAAAAAAAAAGAGUCUGGCUGUGAAACCAUGUUAUUUUGCUUUCAUUAUGAAGUGUCUUUGGAACAAUACAGAGAACAUUGUAUGCUGAAGGAGAGCAAUACAGUGUGGCAAGAUUG